GUCGGUGAUCCCCGGGUUACCCGUUAAUAUCCCGACUUUUCGUUCAUCACAUUUGGAUGUUUUUCCGGUCUCGUCGUGAGCCGGAGAGCUGCUGCAGGUCCCCGCCGUUGAGGCGCCCCUCCUCCGGCCUGCAGGAGCAGCAGCGGCCGAUGUCUGGAGCUCUGGAUGCGAACUCACGGAGAUAAAUCGGCGCUUUAAUCUCCGGUUCUUCACCGCGAACAGACGGCGGCGGGAUUUCCUCUUGUUUCAUCUUCACACGGAACGACGUUAAAUAGGACGUUAUUUGAACGACCUCGUGUUGUUUUAACGGUGUUACCGGACACAUAAUAUUAGAUCCAUUCACGGUGUGACAUUCUCCUGUAACCUUCAGACACCAUUCUGCCAGUGUUCCGGUUCUAGUUUUUUAAACGUUCCCAGACAAGUGUUCCCCAAGGAACACUGCAGUGUCACUGAAAGAACCCCAGAGGAACCCUGGAGAACAUCUAUUAAAAAGCCCUGAUUUAGGUUCUUGUCUCACUGAAAGAACCCCAGAAGAACCCUGGAGAACAUUAAAGAGCCCUGAUUUAGGUUCUCGUCUCACUGAAAGAACCGCAGAGGAACCCUGAAGAACAUCUAUUAAAGAACCCUGAUUUGGGUCCCUGAGUUUACUGAAAGGACCUCAGAGGAAACAAGGAAAAUAGCAAUGAUUCCACAACAUCUACUGAGCCAAUUUAAUACAUUAUUUUUAAGCUUUAGAUGGAAAUGUUACUUUAAACUAAACAGCGAUGAUUUCAGAAUCUAAGAGAACAUCCUGAGAACAGUGUUUAAACUGUAAUUCAUUCAUUUAGUGAGAAGAAUACAAUCAGAACCCUAAAGUCAAGCAAUGAGUCACUAUUAAGCUGUGCCAGAAGCAGUGACAUCAUCUGUUCAUCAACUACAUCACCAUUAUGAAGUCAUCAGCGGUCUGAUUUCACCAUGUGACUCCAAAGUUUAGAUGUUCUCCUGUCACGAUUGUCACGUGAUCAAUAGGACGGUCCGAAGCUUCUUGAUCAAUUGUGUCUCCUCUCUCGGGUUCAUCGUUAAAUUUCUUUGGACCCUGACGACCUCUGGAGUCCUUCGUCGUGCUACUAUGAGCUAGCAGCACGUUGGAAUCUUAGUUGUCUGUUAAAGGACCUUCAAUGGUGGACUACUGCUCCCGGCUGCGUUAGCGCAGUGACAUGGCAACGAUUCCUCCGAGAUAACGCUACAACGAGGAGGCCGCCCGCAUCCUAUUACUUCCUGGUUUGAGACCAGAAGACCUUGAGUCUCUGUCUGACGCCUCCAUGUCGGACAAGACGGCGCCGCGCUGCCAGCUGAGGCUGGAGUGGAUCCACGGUUACCGAGGACACCAAUGUCGUAACAACCUGUACUACACCGCUGGGAAGGAGGUGGUUUACUUCGUGGCUGGAGUGGGUGUGGUCUACAACACCCGAGAACACACCCAGAAGUUCUACUUGGGACACAACGAUGACAUCAUCAGUCUGGCGAUCCAUCCAGAUAAGGUCCAGGUGGCCACGGGUCAGGUGGGUAAAGACCCAUUCAUCUGUAUUUGGGACACCUACUCCAUGCAGACCGUGUCUAUCCUGAGGGACGUCCACACACACGGAGUGGCCUGUUUGGCUUUCGACUCUGACGGACAGCGGAUUGUGUCUGUUGGUCUGGACGCUAAAAACACAUUGUGUGUCUGGGAUUGGAGGAGAGGACGAGUCAUCGCCAUGGCAACCGGACACUCAGACAGAAUCUUUGACGUGGCCUGGGACACGUCUCAGUCCAGCCGGCUGGUGAGCUGUGGAGUCAAACACAUCAAGUUCUGGACUCUGUGUGGGAACGCUGUGACUCCAAAGAGAGGCGUGUUCGGGAAGGCGGGCGACCUGCAGACCAUCCUGUGUGUUUCCACGGCCAAGGAGGAGCUGACCUACUCGGGCGCUCUGAACGGAGACGUGUACGUGUGGAGAGGAGUGUCUCUCAUCAGGACCGUCCAGGCUGCACACGGGGCGGGGAUCUUCAGCAUGCACUCCUGUGAGGAAGGAUUCGCCACGGGAGGACGGGACGGAUGCAUCCGUCUGUGGGACGUUGACUUCAAACCCAUCACAAAGAUCGACCUGAGGGAGGCGGAGCAAGGCUACAAAGGUCUGUCCAUCCGCAGUGUUUGCUGGAAGGCUGACCGGAUCCUGGCGGGGACGCAGGACAGCGAGAUCUUUGAGGUGAUGGUGCGAGAGCGCGACAAGCCAGUGCUGCUGAUGCAGGGUCACAGCGAGGGGGAGCUGUGGUCGCUGGACCUGCACCCUAAACAGCCGGUGGCCGUCACAGGGAGCGACGACCGCUCCGUCAGGCUGUGGAGUCUCCCCGACCACACGCUCCUGGCUCGCUGUAACAUGGAGGAAUCGGUCCGCAGCGUUUCCUUCAACAAUGACGGCUCUCAGCUGGCUCUGGGCAUGAAGGACGGAUCAUUCACCGUGCUGCGUGUCAGGGACAUGACAGAGGUUGUGCACAUCAAGGACAGGAAGGAAGUGAUACAUGAGCUGAAGUUUUCACCCGACGGUUCCUUCCUCGCGGUGGGAUCAAACGAUGGGAUGGUGGACAUCUACGCCGUCGCUCAGCGUUACAAGAAGGUGGGCGAGUGCAGUCGCUCCGCCUCCUUCAUCACCCACCUGGACUGGUCUGUGGACAGCCGCUUCCUGCAGACCAACGACGGCGCUGGAGAGCGGCUCUUCUACCGGAUGCCAGUGGGCAAACUGGUUUCUAAAGAGGAAGCGAAGGGAAUCCACUGGAUGACCUGGACAGGCAUCAUCGGUCCAGAGGUGAACGGCAUCUGGCCCAAAUACUCCAACGUCACCAACGUGAACUCCGUGGAUGCCAACUACAGCAGUGCCGUGCUGGUGACUGGAGACGACCUUGGCCUCCUCAAACUCUUCAGAUUCCCCUGCGUCAAGAAAGGCGCCAAAUUCAAGAAGUACAUCGGCCACUCCGCCCACGUUACAAAUGUCCGUUGGUCCAACGACCUGCAGUGGGUCGUCAGCACCGGCGGCGCCGACCACGCCGUCUUCCAGUGGAGGUUCCUGCCCGAGGGCGUGAUGAAUGGCGUCUUGGAGCCCCUCCUCCAAGAGGGCUACGCCGACUCCAACAGCGGGGAGUCAGACUCCGACGUGUCGGACGUCCCGGAGCUCGACUCGGACAUCGAACAGGAAGCUCAGACCAGCUACGAGCGUCAGGUGUAUAAGGAGGACCUGCCUCAGCUGAGGAACAAGCUGAUUGGCUCCCUGAAGCGGCAGAAAGCUCCGGAGGAGGGGCUUCGCCUGCAGUUUGUUCACGGGUAUCGGGGCUUCGACUGUCGUAACAACCUCUUCUACAGCCAGGCGGGGGAGGUGGUGUACCACGUGGCCGCCGUCGCCGUCGUCUACAACCGGCUGCAGCACAGCCAGAGGUUUUACCUCGGCCAUGACGACGACAUCCUCAGCCUCACCGCGCACCCGCUCAAAGACUACGUGGCCUCCGCACAGGUGGGCAGAGACCCGGCCAUCCACGUGUGGGACAUCCAGACUCUGAAAUGUCUGUCUCUGUUGAAGGGACACCACAGCAGAGGAGUGUGUGCCCUGGAGUUCACAGCGGACGGGAAGAGUUUGGUCUCGGUUGGUAUUGAUGAAUUUCACUCCAUCGUCAUCUGGGACUGGAAGAAAGGAGAGAGACUGGCGAAGGCCAGGGGUCAUAAAGACAAAACCUUCGUGGUGAAGAGUAACCCGUUCAGGAUGGACAAGCUGGUGACCGUCGGCAUGAAGCACAUCAAGUUCUGGCAACAUUCAGGCGGCGGCCUGACCUUCAAACGGGGGAUUUUCGGGAACCUGGCGAAGCAGGAGACGAUGAUGUCGGCGUGUUAUGGUCGCUCAGAGGACCUGGUCUUCUCCGGAGCCACAAACGGAGACGUCUACAUCUGGAGGGACACCACGCUCAUCAAGACCAUCAAGGCCCAUGACGGACCAGUGUUCGCCAUGUGCUCCCUGGACAAGGGCUUCGUGACAGGGGGGAAGGACGGCGUGGUGGAGCUCUGGGACGACAUGUUCGAGAGGUGUUUAAAGACGUACGCCAUCAAGAGGGCCGCUCUGUCUCCGUCCUCUAAAGGUCUGCUGCUGGAGGACAACCCGUCCAUCAGAGCCAUCACUCUGGGUCACGGUCACAUCCUGCUGGGGACCAAGAACGGAGAAAUCCUCGAGAUCGACAAGAGCGGACCGAUGACGCUGCUGGUUCAGGGUCACAUGGAGGGAGAGGUUUGGGGUUUGGCGGCUCAUCCUCUACUUCCUGUCUGCGCUACCGUCAGUGACGACAAAACUCUGAGGAUCUGGGAGCUGUCGGCAAAUCACCGAAUGGUCGCUGUCCGCAAACUCAAGAAAGGUGGGCGCUGCUGUGCCUUCUCCCCUGACGGUAAGGCUCUGGCGGUGGGCCUGAACGACGGCAGCUUCCUGGUGGUGAACGCCGACACGCUGGAGGACAUGGUGACCUUCCACCACCGCAGAGAGCUCAUCUCAGACGUUCGCUUCUCCCAAGAAGCUGGAAAGUACCUGGCGGUGGCCUCCCAUGAUUCCUUUGUGGACAUCUACAACGUGUUGACCAGCAAGAGGGUCGGCGUCUGUAAAGGAGCCGGGAGCUUCGUCACUCACAUCGACUGGGACUCUCGAGGUAAACUGCUGCAGGUGAACACCGGAGCCAAAGAGCAGCUCUUCUUUGAGGCCCCGCGAGGACGCAAACAGAACAUGAGCGAGCUGGAGUUUGAGAAGCUGGACUGGGCGAGCUGGACGUCCGUUCUGGGUCCGACCUGCGAGGGAAUAUGGCCGCCGCUCAGCUGUGUUCACGCCACUUCGCUCACCAGAGACCGCAAGCUGCUCGCCACCGGAGACGACUUCGGCUUCCUCAAACUGUUCAGCUUCCCGUCCAGGGGCCAGUUCGCCAGGUUUAAAAAGUACGUGGCUCACAGCACCAACGUGACCAACGUCCGCUGGUCCCACGACGACGGCGCGCUGCUGUCGGUGGGCGGCGCCGACACGGCGCUGAUGAUCUGGACACGAGAGCCGGCGGGUCACAGAGAGAGCAAAGCCGUGGACAGCGAGGAGUCGGACGACGACACGGAGGAGGACGGAGGGUACGACAGCGACGUGGCCCGCGAGAAGGGGGUGGACUACGUCACCAAGAUCUACUCUGCCAGCAUCAGGAACAUGUCAGGAACCAGACCUCACCUGCAGCUCAAAGAGCUUCCUGUGGAAGAGAGGCCCCCUGUGAGUCGAGCGGCUCCGCUGCCUGACAAACUGCUUAAGAACAACGUGACCAAGAAGAAGAAGGUGGUGGAGGAAUUGGUGUUGGAGCACGUUUUCGGCUACAGAGGCUUCGACUGUCGCAACAACCUGCACUACCUCAAUGACGGCAACGACAUCAUCUUCCACACAGCUGCUGCCGUGGUCCUGCAGAACCUGUCGGCUGGAACACAGAGUUUCUACCUGGAGCACACGGACGACAUCCUGUGUCUGACCGUCAAUCAACACCCAAAGUACCAGAACAUCAUCGCUACGGGUCAGAUCGGUGACAUGGCUGACCUGCCAGGCCUCGCACCUUCCAUUCAUGUUUGGGAUGCCAUGAGCAAGCAGACGUUGUCCAUCCUCCGGUGUUCCCACGCUAAAGGUGUCGGCUACGUCAACUUCAGCGCCACAGGAAAGCUGCUGCUGUCGGUGGGAGUGGAGCCUGAGCACACCAUCACAGUGUGGAGGUGGCAAGAAGGCACCAAGGUGACCUGUAAAGGUGGCCACGCUGAGCGCAUCUUCGUGGUGGAGUUCAGACCGGACUCUGACACUCAGUUUGUGUCGGUGGGAAUCAAACACAUCAAGUUCUGGACUCUGGUUGGAGGUUCACUGGUGUACAAGAAAGGAGUGAUCGGCUCGGUGGAGGACGGCCGCAUGCAGACCAUGUUGUCUGUGGCCUUUGGUGCCAGCAACCUGACGUUCACCGGAGCAAUAAAUGGAGACGUCUACGUCUGGAGGGAGCACUUCCUGGUCCGAGUGGUGGCCAAGGCCCACAGCGGCCCGGUCUUCACCAUGUACACCACCCUGAGGGACGGACUCAUCGUCACCGGAGGGAAGGAACGCCCGACCAAAGAGGGCGGUGCUGUGAAGCUGUGGGAUCAGGAGAUGAAGCGCUGCAGGGCGUUUCAGCUGGAGACCGGCCAGCCGGUGGAGAACGUCCGAUCCGUCUGCAGAGGGAAAGGUAAAAUCCUGGUGGGCACCAAAGAUGGCGAGAUCAUAGAGGUCGGAGAGAAGAACGCUGCCUCCAACACCAUGAUCAACGGACACACUCAGGGAGGCAUCUGGGGUCUGGCAACUCAUCCUUUCAAAGACGUCUUCAUCUCCGCCAGCGAUGACGGGACCAUCCGAAUAUGGGACCUGGCUGAUAAGAAACUUCUGAACAAGGUGAGUUUGGGCCAUCCUGCCAAGUGCACCUGCUACAGUCCCAACGGAGAGAUGGUUUCUAUCGGAAUGGAGAACGGAGAGUUCAUAGUCCUGCUAGUCAACUCGCUGAGUGUCUGGGGCAAGAAGAGAGACCGCAGCAUCGCCAUCCGGGACAUACGGUUCAGUCCGGACAAUCGAUUCCUGGCAGUGGCUUCGGUGGAGAGUGCUGUGGAUUUCUACGACCUUUCUUUUGGACCGUCCCUCAACAGGAUUGGCUACUGUAAGGACAUCCCUGGCUCUGUCAUCCAGAUUGACUUCUCUGCUGACAGCAAACAUAUCCAGGUGUCCACCAACACCUACACUCGGCAAGUGCAUGAAGUUCCCUCAGGAAAGCUUGUCACAGAGCAGACUGUAUUUGAGAGGAUCACCUGGGCUACCUGGACCAGCAUCCUCGGUGACGAGGUCCUCGGAGUCUGGCCCCGUAACGCAGAGAAGGCGGACGUCAACUGUGCUUGUGUUUCCCUCGCCGGCCUCAACCUGGUGACCGGAGACGACUUCGGCCUCAUCAAGCUCUUCGACUUUCCCUGCUCUGAAAAAUUUGCGAAACACAAGCGCUACUUCGGUCACUCCGCCCACGUCACAAACAUCCGCUUCUCCUGCGACGACAAGUUCGUCAUCAGCGCCGGAGGCAGCGACUGCAGUUUAUUUGUGUGGAAAUGUCAGUGAGGAGAAACCCAACCAAGAACCUGAGUCCUCCAUCAGAGAUCUUCCUCCUCCUCCACCUGUGAUGCUGCAGUCUGAUGACUCUUCAUCCUCCUCUUCCUCCUCCUCCACCUGUGAUGCUGCAGUCUGAUGACUCUUCAUCCUCCUCUUCCUCUUCUUCCACCUGUGAUGCUGCAGUCUGAUGACUCUUCAUCCUCCUCUUCCUCUUCUUCCACCUGUGAUGCUGCAGUCUGAUGACUCUUCAUCCUCCUCUUCCUCUUCUUCCUCCUGUGAUGCUGCAGUCUGAAGACUCUUCAUCCUCUUUAACGGAGGCCAGACGUGAGGUCUGGGCCCCUGGUGGUUCUGUACGGUGCUGUUCUACCCUGACGUGCUUCUUCUCGUUGUGAAGGGUUCUUGUCUCAGACGUUUGUGUCGUAGCUGUUUUUGUGCCUUCUUCACAAACUCCGACCAAACCUUUGAUAACCUUAUUGAUGACCCCGGUGCUAUGAAACCUGAUCGUUGAGGGCUUUUUACUGAUAUUGAUUAUGAUUCUGUUUUUUAUGUUGUAUGUUGAUGAAGUUCUAUUUUACUGACAUGAAAUAGAUUGAAUAGAACAAAGAUGAAAAAAAGAAUUCUACCUCAAAAUACAACUAAGUAAAACUUAAUGUUAGUAAAUAAUAACUAAGGUACAAAAUCACAAUUACUGGUGGCACUGAGUUUUCUCUGAGAACCAUGUUCUUUAGCGAGUAAAUCUUCAUGGAUGUGGUCCGGAUGGGACAUUUUACAUGGAACCCGUGUAACACAACAACAAUAUACAUUUUAUUCUUGUGUCAAAAUGUUUUCAGUGAAGUUAAAAGGUUCUAAAUGUAAAAUCCAGCAUGUCGUCUUUUACAUUUAUUUAUAUUUAGAUUAUUCAAAUAUAUUUAAAGAUUAAAAACCCACUUUUUAAAAAGGUUCGGAACCAGGGUUCUAUUCAGAACCAACCUUUUAUUUAAGUGUUCAAUAAAUUAGAGUUAAGACUUGUUCAGUGUCGUCUUAAUAAAUUAUAGCACAAAGUCAAUGUUAGUAAAGGAACAUUGUUCCAUGGAGGGUUCUGUGGAUGCUACAAACAUCACAGACAAACGGUAACCAUAGCAACACGUUAAACAGACGACUUUUUAUUAUAAAAAAAAGAUUCUAAAUGAUAAAAAAUAUAUUAUAUAUCAUAUAUAUUGUAUAUGAAAUAAUAUAUACAUAUUAAAUGGUGCUGGUGGUCGUAUGUGUUUAACAGAACAUAUUUGUUUGGGAAAAUGAUAGAUGUUAGCUGUUGUGUUUUUUUAGACAAUCUGUCAACUUUAAAUGUGACUAAAUACAUAUGAUGCCCUAAAAAAUGCAUUUUACCACAGUAUAUAUAUAUAUAUAUAUUAUAAUUGUAAUUCUGAUUUAGUCAACUUUAUAGAUGAUUACAAUAACUACCGACCGUCGAUCCAGACUGGUUGCCAUGGUAACCAGCAAACUUCAGAAUGACGUAAUGACCAUUGAUCAAUAAACACAACCUGUCAUCUUGA
This is a messenger RNA of Pungitius pungitius (ninespine stickleback), 8692 nucleotides long. Its product is annotated as echinoderm microtubule-associated protein-like 6. NCBI's taxonomy places the organism in Eukaryota, Metazoa, Chordata, Actinopteri, Perciformes, Gasterosteidae. Gene Ontology annotation, molecular function: microtubule binding. The coding region runs from base 1302 to 7169 and encodes 1955 amino acids. The record is from RefSeq and is a predicted model, not a curated record. The transcript has 42 exons.